Messenger RNA from Salvia hispanica, 1612 nucleotides. Its product is annotated as stemmadenine O-acetyltransferase-like. Lineage: Eukaryota; Viridiplantae; Streptophyta; Magnoliopsida; Lamiales; Lamiaceae. The record is from RefSeq and is a predicted model, not a curated record.
ACAUAGUGUACGUAUAAGUGGGAGAGAGAGAGAUGGAAAUAGAAAGUAGGCUAAUCUCGAUAGAGACUAUCACACCAUCUUCUCCAACUCCAAAAUCUCUUCAAAAACACCAACUUUCAUUUUUUGAUCAAACUACGCUUCCCUCAUUCAGUCACUUUGUCUACUUGUACUCAUCAAAUCCCAAAUUUUCCAAUUCCCGAAAAUCAAAGCAGCUAAAGAAAUCCCUAUCAGAGGCCCUCUCCAUAUACUACCCCCUCGCCGGCCGAAUCGUCGGAAACCUCUACGUCGACUGCAACGACGCCGGAAUCCCCUUCUCGGAGGCCGAAGCCGACUGCGACCUCCGGCAAGUCAUAACCACCCAAAACCGUACAAAUUUGAAGAAGUUUCUACCUUUGACAACGGAUGAUCUUUGCCUGGCCGUUCAAGCCACCUAUCUCCGCUGCGGCGGCCUCGCCGUGGGGAUCAGCCUCGCACACAAGAUCUCCGACGCGUUAUCUUUUGUCUUGUUCGUCAACACCUGGUCCGCCCUCGCGAGAGACGGUGGUGCGCCGGCGCCGCUCGUGAAGUUGGACACGGCCACCUAUGCUCCGCCGCUGGACAUUCUCCAGUCCCCUUCUGCAAAACUAUUGGAGGAAGAGGUCACCGCCAGUACCUUCUUGUUCUCGGCCCCAGAGAUCGCUGCUCUCCAGGAAAGGUACACCGCGGCGGGAGGGCAUCGUCCGAGCCGGGUCGAGGCACUAUCGGCUUUUAUAUGGACCUCCUACGUGUCGGCAGUCGGCGUUAGGUCCGACCAGGGUUACACCUGCGUAGUGUACAAUUCGAUAAACUUGAGGAGCCGGGCCCACCCGCCUCUGUCCGUACACCAGUUCGGUAACUUGAUUGUUCCUUCCACGGUGGAGGCGGUGCCCGGGGACAGCGGCGUCCAGCUUAUACGGAAGAUGAGGGAAGCUUCGAUGGCGGUCAAUGCCGGGUACGUGGCUGGGCUGAAGAAGAGGGAGAUGCAGUUGGAAGUGCUGCGCAAUACAAGUAGAGCCGCGGUGGAUAGAUUCUUCUUCUCAAGUGUGUGCAGGAUUCCUUUGUAUGAAGCGGACUUUGGGUGGGGAACACCCGACCGGGUCAUCAACGUUGGCAUGCCUGUCAAGAAUGUGGUAUAUUUUAUGGAUACAAAGAGUGGGGGUGGAAUUGAGACAAAAAUUCAGUUGACCAAAGCAGAUAUGGAAAAACUUGAAGCUCUUCUGAUGAUAAAGAGUAAGUUGUAAUGUUAAAAUUUCAUAACUACUACUAUUAUAUACUCUCUCCGUCCUAUUAAAUAUGCAGUGUUUGGGUAUCGACACAAGUUUUUAUAUAGUGUUGUUUUGUGAGUUAAGAAGAGAGAGUAAAGUAAGAGAGAUGAAAAAGUAGAGAUAGAGAUGUUUUCAUUUUAGAAAACGUUUCAUUUUUAAUGGAAUAAACAAAAAAGGAAAACGUUUCAUUUCUAAUGGAACAGGAGGAGUAUAUUGCAUGUGGUGCGGGAAGUAUUUCACUUGUUUGUACUUAAUUAUACGUUUGUACCAACUCUUUGUACUUAUGUACUCAUUUCAUCCAUAUCAAUAAAUUUCUUAUUUAAACUGGA